AUGGCAGUGCCCAAUGCUGGGGAAACUUUUUUGCUUGCAGAAAAAGUGAACAACUUCCCUCCCCUGCCACAUUUCAUCCCCUUGAAGCCAUGUUUCUACCAGGACUUUGAUGCAGAGAUCCCACCACAGCACCGGACCAUGGCCAAGAGGCUCUACUACCUCUGGAUGUUGAACAGCAUCACCUUGGCAGUGAAUCUCGUUGGCUGCCUCGCAUGGUUGAUUGGAGGCGGCGGAGCUGUUAAUCUUGGACUGGCAAUUCUCUGGCUCAUUCUCUUUACACCCUGCUCCUAUGUCUGCUGGUUUAGACCUAUUUACAAAGCUUUCAAGACAGACAGUUCCUUCAGCUUCAUGGCCUUCUUCUUCACCUUCAUGGCCCAGCUGGUGAUCAGCAUUAUCCAGGCAGUGGGGAUCCCUGGCUGGGGUGUCUGCGGCUGGAUUGCAGCCAUCUCCUUCUUUGGGACCAACGUGGGGUCAGCUGUGGUGAUGCUGAUCCCCCCCAUCCUCUUCACAGGGAUGGCCAUCUUCUCCUUCAUCGCCCUCGGGGGGGGGGGCAAGGUGCAUAAAUUUUACCGGGGGAGUGGUGGGAGCUUCAGCAAAGCCCAGGAGGAGUGGACCACGGGGGCCUGGAAGAACCCCCACGUGCAGCAGGCGGCCCAGAACGCGGCGAUGGGGGCAGCCCAGGGGGCCAUGAUGCAGCACGAGAGCCAGUACUCAGCCACCCCCAACUACACCUACUCCAACGAGAUGUGA
Molecule: messenger RNA, 750 nt
Organism: Chaetura pelagica (chimney swift)
Lineage: Eukaryota; Metazoa; Chordata; Aves; Apodiformes; Apodidae
Gene: SCAMP5
Product: secretory carrier membrane protein 5
Exons: 6
Coding region: 1-750 (249 amino acids)
Biological process (GO): protein transport
Cellular component (GO): trans-Golgi network membrane; recycling endosome membrane
Source: RefSeq, a predicted model, not a curated record